Molecule: messenger RNA, 1866 nt
Organism: Cantharellus anzutake
Lineage: Eukaryota; Fungi; Basidiomycota; Agaricomycetes; Cantharellales; Hydnaceae
Exons: 4
Coding region: 272-1807 (511 amino acids)
Molecular function (GO): protein binding
Source: RefSeq, a predicted model, not a curated record
ACGGAGCUCCUCCGACUGGGUACGAGUCUGCUCCGUAAGCGCACACAGUCGAGACACGUUGAAAGAGGGAGGUAGUGAGUAGCGUUUAACAUAGUCAAGCGCAGUUUGAGUGGCCGUACACAGCGUGGGAACAAAUCCAAACCUCGAUUCCAGGCAGGUAACCAGCCUCUUUGAGCUUGUUCACCCAUCGACUACCGAAAGAAUGGUGUCCUUCCUACAGCAUAGUGAUCGCACCUCUUUUACAUAGACUCGCAUCGCCGAACUUCCCUCCAUGUCUUUGCAAACCCUCCAUCUGGACGUGCUGGUAGAAAUAUUAACCUAUCUCGAAGUCUGCGAUAUUCUUGCACUGCAGCGUACCCGCAAGGAUAUUAGAGAUGUUACCCGACUUCAUGCAGUGUGGAAGAAUGUCUUGGAAAAGCAGAUAAUCCCCUCUGGCGAAUCACUUUCAUUGCCGUCUGGCGUUCUUCUAUCCGAUCUCUCUGUAGGUGAACUCAAACAAGCCGCAAUAUAUGCAGCACGCCUCCAACGCAACUGGGCAUCUGAAGUUCCAAGAGUGUUUACCUAUACUGAAUUCCCCGUAGCAGUACCCUCUGCUUACGUCCAGAUUGCUUUCCUCUUACCUGGUCAGGGCGGGAAGUACUUAUUGACCAUUAGCGGUGGCAAUGUUGUGUCGAUAUGGCAUCUGGAACCGAAUCUAAGAAGAUCACGGAGGAUUCUAAUCUGGGGGACAUCAGGGGCAAUUGUCAAAGCGGUUCCUAACAGUGACAGUGGAGACCGUGCGACGAUAGCUCUAUCCCACGUUGCGGACCAGCGUGAACAUACGACUCUGUACAAUCUAACCUUUGCUGAGAAUGACAGAGGGAAAACUACAGUGCAUUACGAAAAAAUAUUCGAAGAGGAACUGCCUGGUCGAUUGAAGAUUCUCCGCGGGAACCUGAUCGGGUUGUACAGGGGAUCGAACUUCAGGGGAUAUUUGUUUAAUUAUCGACGCCAGGUAAUGAUAGAACUGAAGGGUGCUCAGCCAAUAACCCGGUUUCGCGGCGCACUUGGAUUCCCGGCCAUGGAAGUUCUCAGUGACUGUGUGAUAAUAAUUCAACCUUUCAGCGUCGAUAUCUUCGCACUUCCUGAUAUCGCAUGGAAUACGGAGCCUCAACUUCCGGAAACAGAUAGUGUGUUCCAAGCACAACUGAUCUCUUCGGCCUUCCUCCCCGAAAUGGUGGAUUGGCAAUCUGGGAUCAUCAUUCCAUACUGUGCUCCAUAUCCCGCACAACGCACAAGUCCUCCCUCUCAACCUAUCUCCAUUCUUGUCCGCGAAAAGAGGGGAAAGCUCCAUAUCAUGAACCAUUUUUACGUUUACAACCCACCGAAGUAUGACCCCAAAUCGCUACGCCUGCACGCUCACCUCUCAAUCACUGCUGCGAGCCCUGGGUCAUUUAUCGAAACCCCCCUUUUCGUGGCCCAACAUCGUGCUGGCGUGCAUCCGCAUUUCUUCUAUGACAUCGUGGCAUCUCCAAGAAGCGGGAGAGGGCUCUGGUUAGAGAAUACCACCUCGCCCGUAAUGAGUCGAUCAUUGGAACGACUUAUCCUCUUCAAUGUGGGUGAAAAUGUUGUGGACGACUUUCCCUUAAGCGAUAUUGGACUAUUCGAUAAUAGCGAGUCCACUUGUAGAGGCGCAAAGGCUGGGGGCAGCAAUGUGCCAGAUGGCGUGAGGAAUUGUUCGUAUUGCUCAUUUGAUGACGGGACUGGGAGGGUGGUUGUAGCAACUCACGAUGGACGCAUUCGCGUUCUGCAAUUUGGCAUUGCAUGAAUCGAUACUGCGAGCGUGGUAAUAGCCCAUAUUAUAAAUUCUUUCAUUUUUUCACUACG